This is a messenger RNA of Cuscuta campestris, 1532 nucleotides long. Lineage: Eukaryota; Viridiplantae; Streptophyta; Magnoliopsida; Solanales; Convolvulaceae. The record is from the annotation of a GenBank genome assembly.
CUCAUAUUGUAAUCUCCAGCUGCACAGCACAGCCAUGGCUACUCUCCUUCCUCUGUCCUUGCGAAUCACUUCCACCCCUGGCUUCACAGGAUAUCCAAACCUCUGCUCUUCGUUCAAGGGAUAUACGAGGACUUUGAAAGCAAAUCCAUGCCAAUUUCCAUGUGUAAGACUCAGAAAAAUAAAGCCUUAUUCAAGAACAACAUUCACUGUAUUCAACCUAGCUCCCGAAUCAGCAAAGACUGAUGCACCCCGGUUCCGGCUCAAUAACUUGGGGCCGCAACCUGGCUCCACUAAGAACAGAAAGAGAAAGGGUAGAGGUCACGCAGCUGGGCAAGGAGGCAGCUGUGGAUUUGGGAUGAGAGGUCAGAAAUCAAGGUCUGGGCCUGGAGUUCGAAAGGGGUUUGAAGGGGGUCAAAUGCCACUCUAUAGGAGACUUCCCAAGCUCAAAGGCAUUGCUGGAGUCAUCGGCCCAAAGUGGCCCACUUGUAGACAACUGAGAGUCAGAUUAGACCGAACCACGUUAAAUCUCGUGUUCUUUAUCGCUUUCUUGCUUUAUAUUCGUGUGUGUGCUUUUGUUCUUAACAACUGGUAUCGGAGCCUAGGUCAUACACACAGAUCUGCCUCCACUGCCAACCCUAGCGACUCUAGGGUUUCUGCCGACACAUCAGAAGACCACCGAGAUAGUCAUCUGUGGGCAGUCCGAAAAACCUUGCUGUUCAGUUUGCUGCUGCAAUUUUCGAGGUCAGUUCUGGUUGUUUGUCUCAAUCUGUUCUCACGUGUUCUCUGGUCAGAUCUGGGAUACUCAGAAGAGAUGAUGUCUGAGGACGGAAAGAUCAGGAUAGAGAAGUUUGAUGGGCAAGAUUUUGGAUGGUGGAAGAUGCAAGUCGAGGACUUGCUAUGUCAGAAAGAUCUUCUUCCAUGUUUGACAGGUAUGCGUGCUGGACUACCAAAAUAUGUCCCUGUGAACUUGAAAGACAUAGAAGCUGCUGGAUUUCAUGAAGGAGAAGUGGUGUCACUUGAAUCCUUGAGUGAGAAGGGCAUUAUAAAUCCAUCGGGAAGAGAAAAGAGGUUACCUCUAAAGAUCCUAGGUGACGGCGAGCUUGGAGUGAAGCUAACGUUGAAAGCCCGAGCAUUUUCCGCCUCAGCAAAGCAGAAGCUCGAGGCGGCCGGUUGCUCGCUGACUGUUCUACCGGGGCGGAAAAAGUGGGUGAAGCCAUCGGUUGCUAAGAACCUUGCCAGAGCAGAAGAAUAUUUUGCCAAGAAAAGAGCAGCUGCCCUAUCAGCGGACUCCUCUCCUUCUUCUGUCUGAUGUGAGCCACCUUAUUCCCUCUCUUCAUUUUGUAAAGCAACACUUGGAAAACUCUUCUCUGAAUCAUUGGUAUUUCCAGGAUUAACCCUGUAUUUCUGUUAAUACUCCCAAAUUUGACACAUUUAAGUUUUGAAUCUUCAACUCCAUGGGUGGAAUGGAAAACAAAAUGUCCUCUUAGCUUGUUAGAUAGUUAAGGAGUAUAUCAUAAACCAGAGGACUUUUU